Scedosporium apiospermum is the source of this 1833-nucleotide messenger RNA. Its product is annotated as Phenylalanine--tRNA ligase beta subunit. The coding region runs from base 1 to 1833 and encodes 610 amino acids. The record is from RefSeq and is a predicted model, not a curated record. Gene Ontology annotation, cellular component: cytoplasm; phenylalanine-tRNA ligase complex. Gene Ontology annotation, biological process: phenylalanyl-tRNA aminoacylation. Gene Ontology annotation, molecular function: phenylalanine-tRNA ligase activity; RNA binding; magnesium ion binding. The transcript has 3 exons. NCBI's taxonomy places the organism in Eukaryota, Fungi, Ascomycota, Sordariomycetes, Microascales, Microascaceae.
AUGCCGACCAUCACGGUAGACAAAUACAAGCUUUACGAAGCCCUUGGUCAAAAAUUCACGACCGAGGAAUUCGAGGACCUCUGCUUCGAAUUCGGUAUCGAGCUCGACGAAGAUACCGAAGACUCCGACCGCCCCAUCGUGGACGGCAAGCAGGUCCCGCCCGAGCUGAAGAUCGAGAUCCCCGCCAACCGCUAUGACAUGCUCUGCUUCGAGGGCAUUGCCCUCAUGCUCAACAUCUUCCGUGGCACCAUGCCUCCUCCGGAUUUCAGGGUGCUGGAAUUCAGUAAUGAGAAGGUCGAGACCAUCACGGUCGCUCAAGAUACCACCAAGAUAAGGCCGCUAGUCGCUGCUGCUAUUCUGCGCAACGUCACCUUCGACCAAGACCGAUACAACUCGUUCAUUUCUCUACAAGAUAAACUUCACCAGAACCUGGCGCGGCAGAGGACUCUGGUAUCUAUCGGUACCCACGAUCUCGACACCGUACAAGGUCCCUUCACCUACGAGGCCCUCGCGCCGGAGGAGAUCAACUUCGUGCCCCUUAAUCAGACUAAGAAGAUGAACGGAAGGGAGUUGAUGGAGUUCUACGACAAGGACAAGCACCUUGGUCGCUAUCUUCACAUUAUUCGCGAUUCGCCCGUAUAUCCAGUCAUCUACGACGCCAGCCGAACCGUCCUCUCUCUUCCUCCCAUCAUCAACAGUGACCACUCCAAGAUCACCCUCGAUACCAAGAAUGUCUUGAUAGAAGUCACCGCCACAGACGCCACGAAGCUCGAUAUUGUAAUCAAGACCAUGGUUACCAUGUUCUCCAUAUACUGCGGCGACCGCUUCACCGUCUCCCCCGUCAAGAUCGUAUCGGACCACAACGGCCAAACGCGCGUGACGCCUAACCUCGACCACCGCACAACAGAAGUCGAGGUCGACUACCUCAACGGCUGCACCGGCCUCGGCGAGUCCCCCGAGCGCCUCUGCAAGCUCCUUGACAAGAUGGCCUACGUCUCGAAGCCCUCCCCCAAGGACAAGAACCUCAUCGAGGUCUCUAUCCCUCCGACGCGAACCGACGUACUGCACGCCUGCGAUGUCAUGGAAGAUCUCGCCAUCUGCUACGGUUAUAACAACCUCCCACGCUCCAGCCCCAACAAGAGCGCCACCAUCGGUGCUCCCCUCAUGAUCAACAAGCUCAGCGACAUUAUCCGCAACGAAGCCGCCAUGGCCGGCUGGAGCGAGGUCAUGCCCCUCAUCCUCUGUAGCCACGACGAGAACUUCGCCUGGCUCAACCGCAAGGACGACGGAAACACAGCUGUCCGCCUCGCGAACCCCAAAUCCGCCGAGUACCAGGUCGUCCGCACUUCCCUCCUCCCCGGCAUCCUCAAGACUAUCCGUGAGAACACGGCCCACGCCGUGCCCCUCAAGGUCUUCGAGGUCGCUGACGUCGUCUUCAAGGAUGAGGCUCUUGAGCGUAAGGCCCGGAACGAGCGUCACUUCGCCGCCGCGUGGUACGGAAAGACGAGCGGUUUCGAAAUGGUCCACGGACUCCUCGACCGCGUCCUCUCCAUGCUCAGGACCGCCUUCGUCACCCACGAGGAGGGACUCACCAGCAAGGUUGGCUCCAGUCUCCAGGCCGCUAGCGGUUCCGGGAAGCCUGAUGGAUACUGGAUUGAGGAGAUCCAUGACGAUACUUUCUUCCCUGGUCGCGGUGCGGCUGUCUUCCUUCGCGUCGAUGGCGUCGUGAAGCGAAUUGGCGAGUUGGGCAUUCUUCACCCUACGGUACUAGAGAAGUUUGAGCUAAGAUACCCUGUCAGCACUCUCGAAAUCAACCUUGAGGAGUUCUUGUAA